AUGAAAAACGCGGAAGGCUUAGAAUGUGUCAAGUGCAAGUUCAAAUUUACUCAGAGAUCCUCUCUUGUUCGGCAUACCAGGAAAUGUGUGGAUGGCCGGUUUCAGAGUAUCCGGCAAAAGGCUUGCCGCGAGUGUUCGGCUGCAAAGACGCGCUGUGAUUUAAGGCGCCCUACCUGUUCUAGGUGUGGUCUCCGAAACACCAUUUGUAGGUAUCCCACAAGCCCUAGAGGCUUGGAAACCGGUGUGGGGAACCAUGGAUCGUCGCAAGAGGGCAAUCAGAGAUAUAGUAAUCUACCACAAGGCAAUGCGACUUGCGAGCUGGAGCCACUGGGUGCUGGUUUGAGUCUGGAUGCUGAACUCUCUGCUCCAGAAAACCAGGGUUUAGAUUUGAAUUCCCUAUUACCUCCAGAUUUAGGCGUUCUGGACAACGAAUUGACAUAUCCAUUUGGAGGUAUUGACGACCUUGAUACUCUGGACUACAAUUAUGCAUUGAUAAAAAACAUGCCCGGCCCAAGCCGCGACGAACCCAUUCAAAUCUGGGACUCAGCUCCGCCGAGUUCUGCGCUGGGUGCGGCUCGUCAUAGCGGCCAAUUUAUCCUUCGAGUAUCUCUAACAUGGCCUCGAAUGAUGGCCAAAGGCCCUCAAUUGCCCCCUAUUAUACACCCCAGACAACUGUCGAACGGAAAUAUCCCUCUGCCUCUAGCAAACUGUUUUUCCCUGGCGAAAAUGUGGGAUGGACAGUGUCGGGGAGGCGCCGGCAUUGUUGAACAAACAGUGAGGAGAGAGAUUCAAGAGAUCGCAAGCUUGGGCGAGCUCAUCGCAGCCGUACAAGCGCUGACGAUCUAUACGCUCAUCCUUUUAUUUCCGUGUAAUGAGCAGAUGGCGGUCUCACUACUUGACGAUAAGCUCGUCAAGCAUCUGAAGACUAUCGUGCAUUACGUCCUGUCAACAGGUAUGGUGAUCGAGGAGGAGAUCAAUCGUACUCGACCCUUAUGGGACUGCUGGAUAUCUGUUACUUGCAAACGACGAGCAGUCUUAGGUCUAUAUAGUAUAUACUGGGCAUACAGUGCAUAUCAUGGCAUGCAAGGUUUUGAUUGCAGCGAACUAAACCACAUUCCGGCACCGGCUCCCAAGUGCCUUUGGCAAGCCACGACCAAAGAGCAGUGGGAGUCACUAUACAACCGAUGGCUAGCCCAGUGGGACGGGCCGUAUUAUCGCCAGGGAGAACUGUUCACAAUAGCUCCUGGGGUUCGGAUGGACAAACGCGCAGAGCUGUGGUUUGAAGAAGUAGAUGAGUUUGGUAUGCUAUUUGCAACUUCGAUCAAAACCUUUGAACGAGGGCCGGAGUUUGCUGUCUCACCUGACGACCCCUAA
Histoplasma mississippiense is the source of this 1374-nucleotide messenger RNA. RefSeq lists its product with no specific name. The record is from RefSeq and is a predicted model, not a curated record. The transcript is spliced from 4 exons. Lineage: Eukaryota; Fungi; Ascomycota; Eurotiomycetes; Onygenales; Ajellomycetaceae. Gene Ontology annotation, biological process: regulation of DNA-templated transcription. Gene Ontology annotation, molecular function: zinc ion binding; DNA-binding transcription factor activity, RNA polymerase II-specific. Bases 1 to 1374 code for a protein of 457 amino acids.